This is a messenger RNA of Echinops telfairi (small Madagascar hedgehog), 4735 nucleotides long. RefSeq names its product bromodomain containing 3 (gene BRD3). Gene Ontology annotation, cellular component: nucleus; chromatin. The record is from RefSeq and is a predicted model, not a curated record. NCBI's taxonomy places the organism in Eukaryota, Metazoa, Chordata, Mammalia, Afrosoricida, Tenrecidae. Gene Ontology annotation, biological process: chromatin remodeling; regulation of DNA-templated transcription. The transcript has 11 exons. Bases 101 to 2110 code for a protein of 669 amino acids.
CUGGUGGAGCCUGGACAUGGGAUGCCGAGUGGCCUCGGGGAGCCUAGUGGGAGCACAGGCACCUGCGGGCCGCGGCCGUGACGGGCACUGAGCGCUCAGGAUGUCCACGACGACGACCGUGACCUCCGCGGGCAUCCCGGCGGCCCCGGGCCCCGUAAACCCGCCCCCGCCCGAGGUCUGCAACCCCAGCAAGCCUGGCCGCAAGACCAACCAGCUGCAGUACAUGCAGAACGUGGUGGUGAAGACGCUGUGGAAGCACCAGUUCGCCUGGCCCUUCUACCAGCCCGUGGACGCCAUCAAGCUGAACCUGCCCGACUAUCAUAAAAUAAUCAAGAACCCCAUGGACAUGGGGACGAUUAAGAAGAGGCUGGAGAACAAUUACUACUGGAGUGCCAGCGAGUGUAUGCAGGACUUCAACACCAUGUUUACAAACUGUUACAUUUAUAAUAAGCCCACAGACGACAUCGUGCUCAUGGCCCAAGCCUUAGAGAAGAUUUUUCUACAGAAAGUGGCCCAAAUGCCCCAGGAGGAAGUUGAGCUAUUGCCCCCUGCCCCGAAGGGCAAAGGCCGGAAGCCAGCUGUGGUGGCCCAGAGUACAGGGACGCAGCAAGUGGCGGCCAUGUCCUCUGUGUCCCCGGCGACCCCCUUCCAGAACGUCCCUCCCGCUGUCUCCCAGACGCCUGUCAUUGCUGCCACCCCUGUGCCAACCAUCACUACCAACAUCGCCACGGUCCCCGUGCCCCCCUCUGCCGCCCCACCGCCCCCCGCUGCUCCCAGCAUCCCCGUCGUGCCCCCCACACCGCCCGUCGUCAAGCCGCCGCGGAAGGACCUGGAGGAGGGCGAGGUGCCGCAGCACGCGGGCAAGAAGGGCCGGCUGUCGGAGCACCUGCGCUACUGCGACAGCGUCCUCAAGGAGAUGCUGUCCAAGAAGCACGCGGCCUACGCCUGGCCCUUCUACAAGCCCGUGGACGCCGAGGCCCUGGAGCUGCACGACUACCACGACAUCAUCAAGCACCCCAUGGACCUCAGCACUGUCAAGAAGAAGAUGGACAGUCGGGAAUACCCAGACGCACAGGGAUUUGCAGCCGACAUCCGGCUAAUGUUCUCCAACUGCUACAAGUACAACCCCCCGGACCACGAGGUGGUGGCCAUGGCCCGAAAGCUGCAGGACGUGUUUGAGAUGCGGUUCGCCAAGAUGCCUGACGAGCCCGCGGAGGCCCCUGCGCCCCCCGCCCCCGCCGCGCCUGCGGUGAGCAAGGGCGCCGAGAGCAGCCGCAGCAGCGAGGAGAGCUCAUCGGACUCCGGCAGCUCCGACUCGGAGGAGGAGCGCGCCACCAGGCUGGCAGAGCUGCAGGAGCAGCUGAAGGCUGUCCACGAGCAGCUGGCCGCCCUGUCUCAGGCCCCCGUGAACAAACCAAAGAAGAAGAAGGAGAAGAAGGAGAAGAAGCGGGACAAGGACAAGCACAAGGCCAAGGCCGAGGACGAGAAGAAGGCCCGGGCGGGUCUGCCCACCAAGCAGGCCCAGCAGAAGAAGGCCCCUAUCAAGAAGGCCAACAGCACCACGCCGGCCACCAGGCAGCCGAAGAAGGGUGGCAAGCAGGCCUCGGCCCCCUAUGACUCCGAGGAGGAGGAGGAUGGCCUGCCCAUGAGCUACGACGAGAAGCGGCAGCUGAGCCUGGACAUCAACCGGCUGCCAGGGGAGAAGCUGGGCCGCGUGGUGCACAUCAUCCAGUCCCGGGAGCCCUCACUCAGGGACUCCAACCCCGACGAGAUCGAGAUCGACUUCGAGACGCUGAAGCCCACCACCCUGCGGGAACUGGAGCGAUACGUCAAGUCCUGCCUGCAGAGGAAGCAGAGGAAGCCUCUCUCGACCGGCGGGAAAAAGCAGGCGGCCAAGUCGAAAGAGGAGCUGGCGCAGGAGAAGAAGAAGGAGCUGGAGAAGCGGCUACAGGACGUCAGCGGGCAGCUCAACAACAAGAAGCCUGCCAAGAAAGAGAAAGGUGGCCCUGCGCCCUCGGGCGGCCCGGCGCGGCUCAGCAGCAGCAGCUCCUCCGAGUCCGGGAGCAGCAGUUCCAGCGGGUCCAGCUCGGACAGCAGCGACUCGGAGUAGACGCGACCUGCGUGCAACCCCAGCACCCCCUCCCGUGGUCAAUAGAGCCCCUCUGUCUGUGGCGUGCCGGUCUCCUUGCUUCAGUGUCCCGGGCUCCGCCAGGCUUUGUUCACAGGUCAGAGACCCUGUGCGUGGGCAUCAGCAUCCCCGAGGGGCCGCUGCCCACCCGGAGCCCUGUGGCAGGGAGAGGACAGCUCCCGGUGCUGCCUGGUGCCGCAGAAACAGUGAGGGGGACUGCAGGCUCUGAGUGCCCCAUUCUUCUGCCCGACCCAGCCUGCUGUCCCAGAAGAAUUUCUGGGAGCCGGCGGCCCGGGCGGGGAGGCGGGCGGUGUCUGGCCGGCCCCAUGCCCACUGCUGUCCGCUCUUCUGGAGGGGCGAGACCCAGGGCUGGAGUGGAGGGCCGAGGCUGGGCUGGCAGGGUGGCAUUGGGAGCGCUGGGCAGGGUGCCCACGGUUCCCUGGGUUCCGGUUCCCAUACACGGAAGCCUUUACCUCAACUCAAACCCGAGAAGGAGAGAAGAUGUAACGGAGGAGGAGCCUUUUGUUUGUUUGUUUGUUUGUUUGUUUGGUAAGGUUCUGCAGUUUUCUACAACAAGCCAGCCCAGCCCCGUGUGCCCCAGCCAGUUAGUGCUGCUGCAGCCCGCUCCGGAAGGUCCCUCCCAGCUCCGUGUAUAUAGAAACUAUUUAUUAACAUCAUUGGUCAUUUUUUAAAAAAGGAAAAAGAAAAAAAAGCAAGGGAAACCAAACCUUAGAAGACACGCAGUUCACGCAGAGACGGGCGCAAGAAGCAGGCCUUGGGGCGGGCAGGGGGCGGCCCCUCCCCCGCAGGUGCUACAGCUCUGGGCCCCCCGGCUUGUCACAGCUUGGGGGCGCGGGGCCCUUUGUGGGUGGGUGUUUGGUGGCCUCUGGAGACUCGGCAGGUGUAGAAGACUCCCGGCUGCGGCACCAUCUCUCUCUCUCUCUCCUUUGAAAACUGUUUGUUAGGUCUUUUGUAUUCAUGCCUGGUCUCUCUAGGACUGCUCUAAGUGAAAACAAUUUAGGGAGCUCCCCUCCCCACUUGCCCCUAUCCACACCCCCUUAUAUAAUAUAAACUUUGUAAUCCGAGAGGGAAAAAAAUGUAUAGUAAAUCUAAGUCUUGAUUUUUAACUUUCUAUUGUAAAGAAAAGUAAUAAUAAUAUACAGAGUUUAACAGAAGGUUGGGUUGGGUUGGGUUUCUCAGAGGUGGCCGCAGGGCUACCCGGCUGCGGACCGGACUCUGCCCUGUGCGUGGUGGGUUGGCCCAAGAGUGCCAAGGUGGCCUUCCGGGCAAAGGUGGGCGCAUGCCCCAGCUUCUAGGGGACGGGCCAGCUGGUCAGGAGUGGUGACAAAGCAGGUGGGCCCACCCCCCCAAGCCUGACAUCCUCACCAGCCAUGUGUCUUGGGGGAGGGCAGGGAGCUGGCAGUCUCUGUGAUGGGGCUGGAUGUGGCGGCACUUCUGGGCAGAUGGGGCCUGGCUGGUCGUGCCCAGCAGCUCACUGGAUGAGGAAGCCUCUGCUGGUUUCUGAGCCCUGAGCAGGGCGGGGCCGAGAACAGGCCCUAUUUCCUCACCUUUGGGGACAUUGACACUUGGUGCGUCUGGAGCCAGUUUGUUAAAACGUCUGUUUGUUUGUAAUAAAAAUAUAAACGGACUGUAAACUUUCCAUUUUUUUACAGUAACCCGUCUUAAAGGUUUUACAAAGGACUGUCCAAAUUGUGACUUUGAGGACAUUAGCAGGGGGCAGGUGGGCCCAGAGCCAGGGCCUGAAGCUCCAGCACCUGCCGCCAAGAUAUGGGGUCUUCCCUGUGGAUCUCAGAUGGGGGGCGGGCUUUGGCCCAGGGGCUCUGCCCUGCCCAGCGGGCUCCCUGCAGCUGUGGGGCUGGGCUCGGGUCCCACUGAGCAGCUGCUUUUAAGACUGUCCAGGCUGCAAAGCUGAUUUCAGGGUGUUUUUUGUUUUUGUUUUCGGGAGAGGGUCUGUUAACAGCCAGGAUGUGGAAAAGGGGGGCAGUGGGGAGAUCUAUCUGCUCAUUCUGCACCCUGCACCCCCAUAAGCUGCCAGUUAGAAAUGCCCUCAUGCAGACAGCGGCCUGGUGGGGAUGUUCCACGGUGGUCCCCAGUACGGGAGGGUGUGAAGGGGCCUCUGCAAGUCGAGGGAGCCCCCAACCCCCCUACGGUCCAUGAGCGUGCUUACAAAAACUAACAUACGUUGUUUCCAUUGCUUGGCCCACGCCACCUGCAGUCCUGGGGUGGGGGUGGGGGGCUUCGUCAGGUGCUGUUGGUGAGCUGUUGCAGCUCACUUCAUAGCAGCAGCUUCCGGAAGGGUUUGUCCUUUGUUUCUUUGUUUUAUAUUUAAAAUGUUACUUUUCUGUACCAUGUGCAUGCGCGGUUUGCCGUACCUUUUCUUAAACUUUUUAGUGCCGUUCCUAGUAGAUUCCUGUACUGCCAGUUACUGACGAGUCCGCUGUGCGUAGUUUUAGCUUGUGGAUUGCAAUGCUGGCCCCGACACACAGUCACAAUGGUAGCGUUCUCUUCGAUGUUUCUGGUCAUCACGGACCCUGCUCCUGGGGCAUUUGCCUUGUUUUCAUAAUAAAAUGGAAAAUUCAAAAAGUG